Messenger RNA from Aspergillus welwitschiae, 659 nucleotides. Its product is annotated as nuclear telomere cap complex subunit Ten1. Gene Ontology annotation, cellular component: CST complex. Gene Ontology annotation, molecular function: single-stranded telomeric DNA binding. Bases 170 to 607 code for a protein of 145 amino acids. NCBI's taxonomy places the organism in Eukaryota, Fungi, Ascomycota, Eurotiomycetes, Eurotiales, Aspergillaceae. The transcript has 2 exons. Gene Ontology annotation, biological process: telomere capping. The record is from RefSeq and is a predicted model, not a curated record.
GACAUACGCGCUAAGCCUAUCGGAGUGGUAUGGUCACGUGCCUUGGGGUCACGCCGGUCAUCGUAUUUCACUGGUAUUAUUUAUUGAUUGCCUUGUGAUCGAUCAUUGCGGCCCUCGAGAUCAUUCGUCAAUAUAAUGGCCUCCUUAUGAAGAUAUCUGACUUGCUGGAAUGAACGCACCUCUUCCUUCUACGCGGGCGUUCCUCUCCGAUCUACCUUCUCAUCCAGUUAGCUCGAAGGUUCGAUUUCUCGGUUGUGUGAGGACAUACAACAUCCAAACGGGGCACCUCAUCCUCGAACACAACUAUCCGCGUCAGAAACCACCGCUGGAACCACCCUCUGUUGCAGUUGAUAUCAACGCGGUGCUGGAGACAGUCACGUCAGAAGAGCUGUCCGUUGGCGCAUGGGUGAACGUGCUUGGAUAUGUAAGGAGGAACAGGAGAAGUGAUGAUGAUGAUGAUGAUUCUGCCGUCCCGGAUUCGAGUCCAAACCCAGUGUAUGUGGAAGCCGUGAUGCUUUUCCCGGCAGGCGCCGUGGCGUUGGGAGAGUAUGAGCGAAUCCUGCAGGAAGCGUUGAGCGUGGAGAGGAGGAUGCGGAGGACAGGCUGAUAAAAUAUCUUAUUGAUUAAUGACUAGUAGCAAUUAUACAACUUUUUUUUAU